GAGUUUACAGAUUUUGGAACGGAGUUAACCGAAAGAAAAGGGGCGUCAAGAAAGACGCUGUCCUCGAAGAUAAACAGAAAACUCCCCACAACUCUCUGGCGGCACUGUAACUUAGCUCGUUCUAGCUCACAUCUCUCUUCUCUUGCACAGAUCUAUCUAGUCUGUUUUUAUUUAAUUAUCCUACUUUUUCCUACGCUGAAAGCAAUAUCUGACGGACCUCGACUGAACCAAGCGCAUUUCUCAGCAGUCACCAUGUUGGUUCUCCUGGGCGGAAUCUUUGUUCUCCACAUCACCACCAUAAUCAUUCUCCUUGUUGCCACUAUUGACAAUGCAUGGUGGUUCACAAACGAUAUGUCCACUGACAUCUGGGGUCGAUGGGUGAAGCUCAACAAUGUGUGGAACUACACUGAUAUGCCCAGUAGUUACCCUCAAGAUUAUCUGCAGGCAGUGCAGGCCACUUCAGUGCUGUCCUGUAUAUUUUCCAUCCUGGGGCUGUUUGUGUUUGUGGCUCAGCUGUUCACCUUGGCGAAAGGGCAGCGGUUCACCUUCUCCGGCAUCUUCCAGUUCAUUGCCUGCCUCUGUAUAAUGAUUGCUGCCUCGAUCUACACCGACAUAUUCCACGAGACUGAGAAGGAGCAGGGCAAAGGGUGGUACGGCCACUCCUACAUCCUGGCCUGGAUCGCCUUCGUCUUCAGCUUCAUCUCCAGCAUCAUCUAUUUUGUCCUACGCAAGAAGACGGCAUAAGGCACGGGAAAGCACGCAAGGAAGAGACACACUAUGGAGAAAAAGGAAAAAAAAAAAAUGUAGAAAUGGCAAUUUGGGAGGGGGAAAGAUGGGAAGAGAGAAGGAGAUAAAAAUGUGGGGGUGGGGGGUAGGGGUGGGGGAGGGGGAGUGAGGUUGUACCUUUCUAUUUUCUUUACACUUUUAGUGGCUUAUUAUUUUAAUUAAAACAAUAACAGGGAGGAAAACCCAAUGAUAAAUAAACAAUUAUGGCACUCUUAACCAAAAAUAUAUGCAUACAGAUGAACUGUUUCUUAUGGAACUGAGCUUAAAACCCAUACAUGCGCUAUAUCUCAAUACUGGAAUGGAAUAUUAAUACUAACCAAAAUUCUAACUGGGCAGCUUUCUGUACUGGGAAACGCUAUUCCACUGUGUGCUUGUGUUUUUCUGUGUUUUAUCCGACCAUAAGGCAUCUUAUUCCAUACCUCCUCGAGCUCAGUCAAAUACAGCUGGUUUUCAUCUCUUGGAACAGGACAGAUGUUAUUUAAUCUCAAGUUUCCUCAUCAAGGUGAAAAACCUAGCCGCCAUUGCAGUUAGAUACAUUUAUUUUUGGCUGCAGAAGGUCAAAAUAGCAACGGCUUUGGGUAUACAAACAAAACAUCACUUAGUCAGUGACUCCUGCUGUGGAACUGCGGCUUCUGUCAUUUGGAUAGGACAUAUUUGUUGACUGUAUGCGCGCAUUGCUGUAUGUGUCAAAUGUUUGACAUAAUGAAUUGUUUGUUCAGUUAAGCUUCAUAUGUGUAAUACUAUUGUAAUAUGAUUUUUAAUUAACAUUGUUUCUCAUGAUUAUAAAUAUUAUUCUUAGUAUAAGUUCAUUAUUUUUGUGGCUCUUGGAUUGGAUUUAAUUUUGUUAAAUUAAAUUGAGUUUUAUUAAGUUACAGUAAAUUUGUGAAAUUAACAGGAGGGAAUAGACAGAAGGGUUUACACAAACAGUGUAACUUUUAUGAAUAUCACCUUACCUUGCACUGCAAAUAAAUAAAUAAAAAAAGUUUGUACGAUAACAUAAGAUGUUAAGUAACUAAUAACUUUUUUAUGAAUUUGUCACACCAGGUCAUCUUAAAAUAAGAAAUCAGCUUUAAAUCUUGUAUGUAAAUCGGGAAACAAGUUUUAUUCCAGGUGUGCUCAGGUGGGGCAUGCUGCAUUGCAUUGCCGUCAGGACCCCUUCUCCGUGUCUAUCCCCAUGACAUCGGCAUCACUUCUCAAGACACAGAUAUUAUUAUAGUCUAACCAGACAGCCAGCCUCCUUAACGGAGAACAUUCUGUCUCCCGUCUGUCGAUAAAAAAAUUCCGAUCUGAUGGCACUUCUGAAAGAUUAUUAAGGGGUGUGACCAAGAACACAGCGCGGUUUCAGUGGACGUUUAACCAGGGUUAAAACUAAAAGCAAGAUGCUAGGAAUGCUGUAGCUGAACUUCUGGUUAGUCUAUAAUGUUUUAACUCAAUAUGGAGGUACUAACUCAGAUUGAUGAUAACAGACCAAUUUUAGGGCUUUCCGGUCUUAUGGUGCAGUGUGGUGUGCAUAUCGCACUAGACUAAGCUCCCUUCAUAGACCAGCCCUCGGGGAGCUGGGUUUUUGUGUUUUGUUGAAUGUGGCCAAGUUGGGAAUGAUUCCCAGAACAGAAUUCCUUGUGACUUUGAGCUGUAAAAGACAAACAAUGGAAAUAGCAUUCCUAUGAUUUUUUUUAAAAUAAAGAUUUAAAAAUGUGA
This is a messenger RNA of Anguilla anguilla (European eel), 2484 nucleotides long. Its product is annotated as epithelial membrane protein 2-like. Gene Ontology annotation, cellular component: plasma membrane. Lineage: Eukaryota; Metazoa; Chordata; Actinopteri; Anguilliformes; Anguillidae. The coding region runs from base 253 to 744 and encodes 163 amino acids. The record is from RefSeq and is a predicted model, not a curated record. The transcript is spliced from 6 exons.